UAAGCCAUCGAUCAUGAAGAUGUCCUUUGUCUUGCUUUCACUGGUCUCUCGAUUCCUGGGGGCCACAACGCAGCUUUCAGUGAAUGCGGAAGAUGUGAUCACCACAACUAUGCGGACAAUGAUCCCCAAGCCACCGAGUCCUUAUUGCCAGUCCAAGUUGUGCCCCAAAGGACAAACCCAUGUGGCCUGUGAAAGCUUUUACAAAAGUCUUCACCGCACCUGCGCCGCCAAGGAGACGACUUUUGUGAACAUGACGACCCAGGCGGAGAAUAUCGUGAAGCACCACAACGAGAGGCGUUAUCUGUUGGCCAGUGGCAAGGACUCCUCUCUACCACGUGCCGCUCGAAUGGUGGCAAUGCAGUGGGACGAGGACCUGGCCGCCGUGGCAGGAUUCAAUGCCAGAAUGUGUGUGGCCAAGCACGAUGACUGCCGCAACACGGUCAAGUUCCCACGAUCCGGCCAGAACAUCAUUGUUUUCAAUAUGACGCGACGAGUGGAGAAACAGCUGAUGGAAAUACUGUACCCGGAGCUACUGUCCAUUGCGGUGAAGACCUGGUGGUCGGAGGCCGAACGGAUGACCGCCGAGAACAUGGACCUCUAUCCGUGCGAUGAGAAACUGCAAAACGCCUACCGCCACUUUGCGGUCAUGGCCGUCGAGGGCAACUCGCACGUGGGCUGCGCUGGACUGCGGUACGUGGUGGGGAACCUGACCCAGUUCAAGCUCACCUGCAACUACGCCAGGGCUCCGGUCUGCGGACAGCCGAUCUACCGCUUCCGACCCGUCGGAUGCCAGACGGGCCGCAACAAGAAGCACUCGUCCUUGUGCUCGCCCACCGAACUCUUCCGCUGAAUUUUUCAAGGGGACACACACACGCACAUCUCGAAAGGCCCCACAUUAACGCAUCUUGUUUAUCCAUGUUUACCCCGAAAAACCCUGGCCAUAAAUACCAUUCAACGAGUGGCCAAAACGAAUGGCCAUGUUCCACAGCUGCCCAUGCAAAAUUCAAACAACUCCAUCGGAAUGGAAUUUCUGCCAAUUUCCUGUGACGAACCAGGCCCGAGGUCCUUGGCGAGCCUGGCAGGAAGUAUCGAUGGCGGUGCAAUUACCUGCAUAACAGCCGGGAAAAAUAGCCACACUGCGAAAAUAUGUUUAUAAACGCUCGGAAAAUAUAGAGCUUUGGAAACUCGUUUUACAUUGCUUUUUUAAGUCGAUUUUUUUUUUAAAGACAUUUCAAUACAACAAUUUAGGAGUAUAAAUAGAGGCAAUUAAAUAUAUUUUUUAAAAUCGAUGUCAUUGAUUUUAACACAUUAAAAAAACCUAAGCAUCAUUUAAA
This is a messenger RNA of Drosophila rhopaloa, 1334 nucleotides long. Its product is annotated as antigen 5 like allergen Cul n 1-like. Bases 14 to 850 code for a protein of 278 amino acids. Lineage: Eukaryota; Metazoa; Arthropoda; Insecta; Diptera; Drosophilidae. The record is from RefSeq and is a predicted model, not a curated record. The transcript has 3 exons.